AGAGCAUACUCUGCUCUGAUUGGUCAGAUGUCCCCGUCUGUUGUGAUUGGUCUACCACUGUCAGCGUGUUUCGAAAAGGAAACUCUCACUACCGUAACAAGUUUCAGCUCCGCUUGUCAGCAAGCAGCCAAUCAAGACCAGAGGGAUCAAGGACACUAUUAUCGCAGACUGCAGAAAAUCAGAAGUAUGGAAGAUAAUGAUGCUGGACAGGUUCACCACACGGCUCCUGUCGUCGUGCUGUAAAAUGGCUGACCUGAUGUCUGAGGGCAUCACUAUUGUGGAGGAUUUGCUUAAAACUAGAGAGCCAGUCCUGGAGAUGAAGGCUAUCUACUUCAUGUCUCCUACUGCCGAGUGCGUAGAUGCAUUGAUAAACGACUUCAAGCUCAAACCCAAGUACAAAGCUGCAUACGUGUACUUCACUGACUAUUGUCCAGAUGAGCUGUUCAACAAAAUGAAACAGUUCUGUGCAAAACACAUCAAAGUGUGUAAAGAGAUCAACAUCUCCUUCCUUCCCUUAGAGACUCAGGUGUUUACCUGUGAUAAACCUAAGGCCUUCGAAAGCAUCUACAGCAGUAACAGUCAGGAUCGAGGGCUAACCCUAGAGACCAUCGCAGAUCAAGUCGUCAGUCUGUGCGCCACCCUGGAUGAGUACCCUGGCGUCCGAUACAGGAAGGACUCGGUGGCGGAUUAUGCUAAAUUGCUGGCUGAGCUUGUGGACAACAAACUAGCCCGAUAUUAUGAGCUGGACGACAGCAGCAAGAAGAAGGAAAAGACCCAAGCUCAGCUAAUCAUCAUCGACCGUGGGUUUGACCCCGUGAGCCCGAUACUGCACGAGCUGACCUAUCAGGCCAUGGUUUACGACCUUAUACCCAUCAAUAAUGACACCUACAGGUACAAAGCGAAGGACGGAUCCGAGAAAGAAGCGUUACUGAACGAUAAUGACGAGCUAUGGAUGAAGCUGCGACACAUGCACAUCGCUGAGGUCACCGCGCAAAUUCCCAAACUGGUGAAGGAGAUCUCUGCUAACAAGAAGCAGUCUGAUGGGAAGAUUUCGAUAGGAGGUUUAGCCCAGCUCAUGAAGCAGAUGCCCUCGUUCCGUAAACAUAUCUCUCAGAAAACGGUUCAUCUCACUCUAGCAGAGGACUGCAUGGACAAGUUCAACAAUUCCGUGGAGAAGCUGUGCAAAGCUGAGCAGGACCUUGCCGUCGGUGCUGACGUAGAAGGUCAGAAGGUGAAGGACCCUAUGAGGACACUGCUGCCCAUCUUGCUGCACCCCCACAGCACCCAUGACAAGAUCCGUGCCGUGCUGCUCUACAUCUUCAGCCUCAACGGAACAACAGAGGAGAACCUGAAUAAGUUAAUUCAGCACGUGAAGAUUGAGGCAGAGCCAGAGUACAUCACCAACUGGAAAGACUUAGGGGUGCCUAUCAUCAGCUCGCAGAGUAUGUUCUCUUUCCGGAAGCCGACCAGAAGAGAUCGGUCGCAGGAGGAGACGUACAACCUCUCAAGAUGGACGCCGGUUAUCAAGGAUGUGAUGGAGGACGUGGUGGACAAUAAGUUGGACACGAGAGAUUGGCCGCACCAGUCCGAGUGUCCGUCUGCAUGGAAUGGAUCUCGAGCUGUGAGCGCACGGCAAAAACAUAAGCCGAGCUCCCCGGAUGACCACAGGAGCGGCUCCCGCCUCAUCAUCUUCAUCCUGGGCGGAGUCAGCUACUCAGAGAUGCGCUGUGCCUACGAGGUCUCCAAAGCCAAGUCCUGUGAAGUCAUCAUCGGUUCCACUCACAUCCUGACUCCCACCAACCUGCUGAAGGACAUUCGAGACCUGAGCAAAAAAUCCAUGGAGACUUUCACAAUAGUGGACGAGAAAGCCAGCUGCUGAGCGUCGGGAUGUUGGAAACCCUCAUGCUUCCUGUCCUCAUCCUCUUCGUACCUUUACCCCCCCCCCCCCCCCCCCGACUUUCUCUUUCUCCAAAGCAUCCAGCACUCAGUGUCUCUGCUAGAGGAUUGAAGGGAAUUCAGAUGUGAUCGGUUUUUAAGGGCUUCCCCGAGUUCCGUUCCACUCUACAAACCUGGGACAGGUAAUCACGAGCUAUGAGACUACCUGCCUCAGGCGUAAUAGAAGAGCGUGGACGGACCGGAAGGAGAUCCGCGAGUACUCAGGCCUCUUCAUACAGCUUGAACAAACGUCAGACUCUAAAUGUUUGAUGACGAUUCCAGCUGUGAUAGUUUAUAUGAGAAAACAUCAGGUGAGUGGUUGGGUUGACAUUGUUCAGGUUGUGUGAAGAUUGCCAUUAAAGGGAUGCUGCAGUGACCAAGCCAACAUGUACACCAUUUUCCUCGACGUUUGGCGUCUGACCUUCGCUUCCUACGAGGAUAACGUAGCAAAAGAGAUCGUGUAGAAUCGGUCUCACCCAAAACGUUUUUUUGUAAACACGUGAAAAUCUGCAUAUAUAUAUUCACAAUUGUGCUCUUUUUGUAAAGUACAUUGUCAUGUGGUAUUGAUUUUGAUUGGUCAGAAGGGGUGAAUUUUUCUAUAACAGCAGCUCUGACAAUAGUGCAGCUGCAAAUCGCAGGUUUAUGUUGCCGUUUCUAUGGAAGGAGUCUCCAGUGUCAGUGCUAUGUAAUGGCGGUAAGUUUAUGCUUUGCGGAACAACAGUUUAUAGCUGCUAUGACGUAACCGGAACCGACAGGUUUUUCCGAAUUGUUCUAUAACUGGAUGACGAUCUUAGGAUAAAAAGCCGUGGUCGAUUGCUGCGACAUUAGAGGAAUAAAACACCUCAACAUGCCGUUAGAGGAAAAUCCUAUUUAAAAAUUUAAACGAAAGUGUGAUUCGCGGUGUCCAAUAUGGCUGCCUCUAGAACGUUAUAGAAUUCAUUUACACUUUCAGAUUCGUUCAUGUUUGAAGAAGAGAUUCUGUACGGGGGUUUCUAUCACUACAUUAGCUUUGUAGCAAAUGAGUCAGAUACGAGAUGUGUGUGAUUUUUGGUGUAAAUUUGACUUUUCACUUCAGCAACUCUUUAACAUGACAUUAGUGUCAUGUUGAAGCUGAUCAUUCUUGCAAGUAUUUAGUUGACAAAUUGUACUAAUGAUAGCACUGUCUGUGCUUAUUAACCUCCUCAUGUAUUUCUACGUUACACUAAAUUGCUGCGUUUCUUUUGCGUCUUGUUCCGUAAUUAUCUCUGCACUGCUUUGUGUGACUACUUUUGGGUAACUACGCGCACACUUUGAUUGAAAAGCAGCGCUGUUGCAUCACGACCUGGUGUAACUGGAGUCCAGAUUUAAUAUAUUCCUAAUAUGUACUGAAUUCUGGGCUGUACCAUGGAGUCUGCUUUAGUCCUCCAGGAAAGAGAACUGUGCCCCUAAUUAUGCAAAACUAUACUUUUUUUUUUUUUUUUUUUUUUAAAGUGUCUGAUAUUUCAUUUUAUUUUUACAUAUUACACAUUAAAGACAGGAUCGUUUCCCACAACCAGCUCUGGGCCUUAACUCGUGUGCCUUGUUUGAAUUGUAUAACAAACUGUACAUACACUAUACUUAUACGUAUGUCUGUGAAGAAUAACCAGAUUUGUGUUUUGUUUCAUUGCAGUUGUGCACAUGAAUGAAUUUAUUUUUUAACAAAUGUAAUUAUUAACACAACUUUCUAUUGAACAACUGACAAGUAAACGAAUGACGUGGUUCAAGUGUCA
Ictalurus punctatus (channel catfish) is the source of this 3683-nucleotide messenger RNA. RefSeq names its product syntaxin binding protein 3 (gene stxbp3). Gene Ontology annotation, cellular component: secretory granule; plasma membrane. The transcript is spliced from 19 exons. The record is from RefSeq and is a predicted model, not a curated record. Gene Ontology annotation, biological process: neurotransmitter secretion; intracellular protein transport; vesicle-mediated transport. Gene Ontology annotation, molecular function: syntaxin binding. Lineage: Eukaryota; Metazoa; Chordata; Actinopteri; Siluriformes; Ictaluridae. Bases 197 to 1879 code for a protein of 560 amino acids.